Penicillium longicatenatum is the source of this 1716-nucleotide messenger RNA. RefSeq lists its product as uncharacterized. The coding region runs from base 1 to 1716 and encodes 571 amino acids. Gene Ontology annotation, molecular function: amino acid transmembrane transporter activity. Gene Ontology annotation, cellular component: membrane. Gene Ontology annotation, biological process: amino acid transmembrane transport. The record is from RefSeq and is a predicted model, not a curated record. The transcript is spliced from 6 exons. NCBI's taxonomy places the organism in Eukaryota, Fungi, Ascomycota, Eurotiomycetes, Eurotiales, Aspergillaceae.
AUGGCACUCAAAGAAGAUAAGCCGUCCGGCCCUAAUCAUGGCGUGCUGGACACACUGGGUUUGAAGGUGACCGAGGGUCACCAGGAUGUCCAAGAAGGAUUGAUGGCCGAUAAUGCGGACAAUCUCCAGCGUCAUCUGGGUAAUCGCCAAAUUCAACUAAUCGCCAUAGGAGGGUCGAUUGGAACGGCUCUGUUCGUGAGUAUCGGGACGGGCUUGUACCAUGGUGGACCCGGUAGUUUGUUCAUCGCCUUCAGCGUGCAGUGUAUCUUCUUGGCCAUGGUAAACAACUGCCUAGCCGAAAUGACCACUACCUACCCCGUUAGUGGUGGAUUCAUUCGGCUGGCAGGAAAAUGGGUCGAUGAUGCACUCGGCUUUAUGGUUGGCUGGAAUUUCUUCUUUUAUGAGGCUCUUUUGAUUCCAUUCGAAAUUUCCGCCUUUACUCUGGUCGUGUCAUUUUGGUCUGAAAAGGUCACCGAGCCUGGUCCAGUAGCUGGUAUCUGUGCUGGAAUCAUCAUCUGUUAUGGUACUCUCAAUGUCCUGGCCGUGAUCUUGAUCUUUGCACUGUUCUUCUUCACCUUCAUCACUAUGGUUGGUGGGAAUCCAGCUCAUGAUGCUUAUGGCUUUCGGUACUGGAACAAUCCUGGUUCUUUCAUGGAGUAUCUAGAUCUCGGUACUCUAGGUCGUUUUGAAGGAUUCUUAGGGUCUCUGUGGUCAGCCUCUUUUGCCGUUGUUGGCCCCGAGUAUAUCUCGAUGGUUGCGGCCGAAGCCAAGCGCCCCCGGCUUUAUAUCAAAGCGGCUUUCAAGACGGUUUACCUUCGCUUUGGUCUGUUCUUCAUGGGUGGCGCUCUAGCCGUCGGUAUCGUCUGUUCUUGCAGAGAUCCAGCAUUGACGGCCGUUGUUGAGGGUACAACUUCCGGUUCAACUGCUGCAGCAUCGCCAUAUGUUAUUGGCAUGCGGAACUUAGGCAUUACUAUUUUUCCUUCAAUAAUUAACGCUCUCCUUUUGACCUCUAUCUUCUCCGCCGGCAACACGUACACUUAUUGCGCUAUCCGUACGCUCUAUAGUUUGGCACUCGAGGGUCGAGCUCCUAGGUUCCUGACACAUACUACACGCAAAGGUGUUCCGAUCUACUGCUUCAUCAUUGUGAUGAUCUUCCCACUGCUGUCCUUCUUGCAAUGUUCCAGCAGCUCUGCCACUGUGAUUACCUGGUUUGCUGAACUUGUCACUGCUGGAGGACUUAUCAACUACAUUACUAUCUGCAUCACCUUCAUCUGCUACCAUCGCGCCUGUAAAGUGCAACAUGUGAACCGCAGAGACUUUGCAUACUUCGGACGCUUCCAGCCGUACUCUGCCUACUUGGCACUGGUCUGGAUGACACUUGUCACCAUCUUCUACGGUUACCCCGCAUUCAAGCCUUGGUCGGUAUCCAACUUCUGGGCCAACUACACUAUGCAAAUCGUCAUUCCCUGUCUUUUCAUCCUGUGGAAAGUCUUCAAGCGAACCAAAUUCGUCAGAUCGCAUGAGGUGGACCUGGUGUGGGAGCGACCUUUGAUCGAUGCGUAUGAAGCCAGUUUCAUGGAUCCUCCGGUGGGUUUCUGGAGAGAAGUGGGUCAGAUGUUUGGAAUUCGACGGGUCAAAGGUGGUAAUGACAAACGCCGACACUCCGUCCAUCCCCCCAGUGGACACGAGGGCCUCGAGGAGGGAGCGCUAGCAUAA